Messenger RNA from Xylona heveae TC161, 1402 nucleotides. Its product is annotated as cysteine proteinase. The record is from RefSeq and is a predicted model, not a curated record. The transcript has 7 exons. Gene Ontology annotation, molecular function: cysteine-type peptidase activity; deNEDDylase activity. Lineage: Eukaryota; Fungi; Ascomycota; Xylonomycetes; Xylonales; Xylonaceae. Gene Ontology annotation, biological process: proteolysis. The coding region runs from base 286 to 1092 and encodes 268 amino acids.
CAUCUUUCUCCAUCUUCCGAUGUUUGCAUUCAAAUUUGUAGAUAUUUUUUCCUUCAUACUUUAUUGAUUAUUCGAAGCGUCGCAGCCGGUUUUCUGCGCCUUUUGUUUGUACUUUUCCUAUAUAUCUCUUCUUCGUCGAAUCGCACUGUUCCCGCCCGCGUUGAGAUCGCCUUCGAAAAGCUGGCACUUGCCUCUGGCCGCAUCAGACGUCACACAAUAACACAGACCAAGGGCAACAUUUCAGCGAGAAAUUGAUUUCGGCUCCUAUUUCUGAGGCGGGAAGCCAUGUCGCAAUCCAGCGGCUUUCAUCCCUUUGGGGGUCGAUUGAGCCGGCGCUGGAAUAGGGACUCGCUAAGUCCUGACGAUGCAUACCUUAGCUAUCACGAUAUACGAUUAACACGAGAAGAUGUGGAAACGCUCAAGGAUGACUGGUUAACGGACAACAUCAUCGCAUUCUGGCAGGAAUAUCUCGAGCGAGAAUACCUCGGCAGCAUGCGCAACAUCAACAUCGUUCUUCUCCGCCCUUCCAUGUCCUUUAUGCUUACACAUACCCCCGACCCGUUGACGCUGAAGGGCGCCCUCCCGGACUUCUCCAAGGCUUCUCAUAUAUUUCUUCCAAUCAAUGACUGCGGCGACGUAGAAACCCCUGAAGGCGGGUCUCAUUGGUCGCUGUUGCUGGUCAGCAUCAUCGACGGCGUAGCCUUUCACUAUGAUUCGCUCAACCCGUCGAACCGCUCCUCCGCGCGCAUCGUGGCCGAGAAAAUCAGCAAACUCGUUAAAAGUCAAAUGCAGAACCAGCCGCUCAAGUUUUUGGACCUUGAGGAUACGCCUCAACAAGAAAAUUCGACAGACUGUGGUGUUUACGUGUGUAUGCAGAUGCGCGUGCUCCUCCUGGACCGGUUAUUGAAGACGAACAAGGAGGAGAAGAUCACCAUGGCAAUUUCUGAAAAGGAACUGCCAAAAACCAACGAUGGACGCCGGGAAAUGCUAAAAAUAAUUGAAGGAUUUCGUAAAGAAGGUGAACGGAGACGAUCUCCCAGUGCAAACUCCAGGAGGUCUCAGGCGAGCGGUGGACCGCCUCGCAUUGAAUGAUGCAUCAUGUAACAUUGCAUAUACGACAACAGCAACGUGCCGUCCACUAAAGACGAUGAUGUACUAUAAGCCUAUUUUUCUUUAUACAAUUGGAAAAUUAGUUGGCUUUUUUUUCUUGGGGCAGAGUAUACAGCAGCACGAUGAUUUCCUAUUCGUUUGGCAUUGUAUGAGUACAGGAAGCAAGAGCGACUUUUAUGUCUUUGAUUUUGUACUAUACCUAGACGUCACAUAUAUAUCUUUCGAAACAGAGAGGAAGAAGAAGUAAAAUACAAUGACGAAUACUAUGAAGAGUUAUCAAAUUUCCAAUCCU